Molecule: messenger RNA, 1544 nt
Organism: Anthonomus grandis grandis
Lineage: Eukaryota; Metazoa; Arthropoda; Insecta; Coleoptera; Curculionidae
Product: tubulin alpha chain-like
Exons: 4
Coding region: 172-1488 (438 amino acids)
Biological process (GO): mitotic cell cycle; microtubule cytoskeleton organization
Cellular component (GO): microtubule; cytoplasm
Molecular function (GO): GTP binding; structural constituent of cytoskeleton
Source: RefSeq, a predicted model, not a curated record
GUCACAUCUAUCAACUAAUCAAGCUUCUGUCACUCACAAAUGCAUAAAAAUCAAAAUUCAAGUUUUCCCAUUUAAAAAAAAUAACACAAGAAAAUGAACUAAAAAAGACCCUUAUCGUAAAAACCUCAUCCGCGCAAUCAUCAAAAUUUCGAGUAAAACUAUCAUGACCCAAUGAGCAAACGGGAAAUCAUUCAGAUUCAUAUCGGACAGGCAGGGGUCCAGAUCGCGAGCGCUUGCUGGGAACUGUAUUGUCUGGAACACGGAAUUCAGGUGGACGGAAAGUUUUAUCAGGGAUACGACACCGACGACCAUAGCUCCGAUGCAUUUUUCAGUAUUUCGUCGGCGGGUAAAGCGGUGCCGAGGGUUGUCAUGAUCGAUUUAGAGCCCACACCUAUAGACGAGAUCAGGACGAAUUAUUAUAGGCAUUUGUUUCAUCCGGAAAGCUUACUUACUGGUAAAGAAGAUGCCGCAAAUAACUAUGCCAGAGGACGAUACACCAUCGGUCAUGAAAUGCUGGAUCUCGCGUUGGAUAGAACUCGACUGGCCGCCGAUGAGUGCCACUCUCUUCAAGGUUUUAUCAUCUUCAGAGCUUUUGGGGGUGGAACCGGAUCUGGAUUCACCACCUCCUUCUUGGAAGGUUUAAAAAGUGACUAUAGAAAAAAAAGCGUUUUAGAUUUCGCCGUUUAUCCGGCUCCCCGUAUCUCUCCCAUCGUUGUCGAGCCAUACAAUGCUGUGCUUACUACUCAUGGCAGUAUUGAAUUGGAGGAUGUUUGCUUCGUUAUGGAUAAUGAAGCUGUAUAUGAUAUUUUAGAUCGGAAGUUAGACGUCCCCAGGCCUACCUAUACGAACCCUAAUAGACUGUUAGGACAAGUUGUAUCUGCAGUGACCGCUUCCUUAAGAUUCGAAGGCUCCGUAAAUGUUAGUCUGGAAGAGUUUCAAACCAAUCUGGUGCCCUACCCUAGAAUCCAUUUUCCUCUUAUAACCUAUGCCCCGUUUGUCCCAGCUAAUAAAGCUAUGCACGAGCAGCUAUCAGUGGCACAGUUAACGAACUCUUGUUUUGAACCAGCUAAUCAAAUGGUGAAAUGUGAUCCCAGGCAGGGCAAGUACAUGUCUUGUUGCCUUUUGUUUCGGGGAGAUGUGCCCCCUACAGACGUAAACAAUGCCAUAAAUAGUAUUAAAAGCAAAAGAUCUAUUCAGUUUGUGGAUUGGUCACCUACUGGGUUUAAAAUUGGAAUAAACUAUAUGCCACCCGCUACAGUACCAGGAGGUGAUUUGGCAGCAGUGACUAGAGCAGUUACGAUGCUUUCCAAUACGACGGCAAUUCGAGAACCCUGGGAACGAAUAUUAAGAAAGUUCGACUUGAUGUAUAGGAAACGCGCCUUUGUGCAUCAUUAUGUUGGCGAGGGAAUGGAAGAGGCGGAAUUUGGGGAUGCAAGGGAAGAUCUAGCAGCCUUGAUUUUAGACUAUAAAGAGGUCGAUAGUGACUAAACAUGUAUUGAGACAUUUUUCAUAUUUUUCUAAUAAAAGCUACUAUUCAGACUGUA